Funneliformis geosporum is the source of this 2055-nucleotide messenger RNA. The record is from the annotation of a GenBank genome assembly. Lineage: Eukaryota; Fungi; Glomeromycota; Glomeromycetes; Glomerales; Glomeraceae.
AUGACGAGCAGAUUUGAUAUCGAAAAAUUUGGAGUAGGUUUUGAAAAAUUAAACAAUAGAUUGACGUAUUUAUUGGAAGAAAAUAAAAGCCUUAAACAAAAGCAUGAAAAAUUUCAAGAAGAAAACGGGGACAUCUUACAUAUAAAUUCAGAAUUAAAAAAUAAACUUCAACAAGAGUCUGAUUAUCAACUAGAUUUAAAAAAGCAAUUACAAGAAUGUAAAAGGCUAGAACAACAACAUAAAGAUCUUAAUGAAAAGUUACAAAAAGAUCUCAAAGAAAAAGAUGAGCAAUUGAAAAAACUUCAACAGCAAGUUUUUAAUUUUGAAAGACAAAAUAAUGAAAUGCAACAACAACUCGUGAUAAUGUCUCAAAAUUUAGAAAAAACUCUAAAAAUGUUGGAAAUUGAAGAAGUUAAUGAGGAUGAAGCAAAAUCCCUUCCUUUGAAUGAUGAUGGAAGUAUUCAACCUGCCAACGAAUCCGAUAAUUACCCUAGAGUUAUUAUCAAAGCUCAUACAAGAAUUCUUAGAUAUACUUAUGGAAUUAGAAUAAAAAAUCAAUGGGCAAGUGUUGGUCAUACAGUUCGUGCUUUGUUUCAACCACUUUAUCAUAAUCAAACUGUUGCAAAUUUUAAUAUAUAUUAUUCUCAUCAAUAUAAUCCAAAAUAUUGUGAUGAGCCUGGUAUGGGGCUUUUAGGACAACUUUCUAUUCAGCUCCCUGUACCAUGUCAUGAACUACCUAAUUUAUUAUUAGACUUUACUUUUGGACAAGUGGAAAUUACUGUUACUCCGAAACGAAAUAAAGAGGAAGUAAUCUCUAAUAUUCCAAAUCGAAUUAAUGAUCACUCCAAUGUAAGCUUUGUCUCAACGAAUAAUAAUUUAGGACCAACACUCGCCUCCGAAAAUAAUAAUGUUGAAUCAACUUCUGCCCUUGAAAAUGAUGAUAUAGAAUUAAAUUCAAUCUCUGAAAAUUAUGAUGAAGGGGAGGACGACAAUGGAUUAUUAACUGAAGAAAUUGUUGUUAAUUCCAACACAAAGAUAAAAGUGAUUUGUGAUUUAGGAUUAUGUAAACCCGUAGAAUAUUAUAAAUCUUCUACGAAAAAUGAAGUUUAUGGUGUUUUGCCCUUCGUGGCUCCAGAAGUAUUGGAAGGGAAACCAUAUACUUCGGCAAGUGAUAUUUACAGCUUCUCUAUGAUAAUGUGGGAAUUCACGUCCGGAUUUCCCCCAUUUGAUGAUAAAGCACACGAUACAGGUUUGGAAAAUGAUGAUGUUCCUAUUAGAGAAUCUCAUCAACAAGCUUAUCAUGUAAGUCGCGUUUACGAAAAUUUUAACGUUGCACUUCAAAACGUGAGGAAAAAUGAACCGAUGAUUGAUUCUAAUGUUGAGAAGACCAUGAUGCAAAAGAUGAAAAAGUUAAGUAGAUUGGAAAGUGUUGUAAAAGGUCUUACAGCCAUACAUAACAAGAAUAUUAUUCAUCGAAAUUUUCAUAGUGGAAAUAUCCUCACGGACGGAUUCAGUUUUAGGAUAGGUAGUUUGGGAUUAAGCAAAUCUGCGUUCGAAUUAUCAGAUGAUGAUGAAGAAAUUUACGGUGUCAUCCCUUAUACUGCUCCAGAAGUUCUUCAGGGAAAACAUUAUACCAAAGCUUCAGAUAUAUAUAGUUUUGGCAUGAUCAUGUGGGAGUUGAUGACUGGCAGGGAGCCUUUUUGGGAUCAAAAUCAUGAUACUGACCUUAUUAUUGGGAUUUGUGAUGGUCUUCGUCCUCCAAUUGUCACCAACGCUCCUGAAGGUUAUGUUGAAUUAAUGCAAAGUUGUUGGAAUUCUCACAUAAAUAAAAGACCAACAAUUAUUGAUAUAGAACUAGAAAUAAAUAAAAUGAAAGAUGAUGAAUCGAUAAAUACGACCAAAAUUAAAAAAUCAUCAGAUAUUGGGCCUAUUGAUCAUGGUGUUACCUAUGAUUUAGAUGCAAAAAUAAAAUCCGAUGAAUCAUUGAGAAGUAAGCGAAUUAUUAUUGAAUAUAUCUCAAUUAAUCAUACUGAUUUAAUUAGACCCGUUAUCUAA